Messenger RNA from Symbiodinium sp. CCMP2592, 576 nucleotides. Lineage: Eukaryota; Dinophyceae; Suessiales; Symbiodiniaceae. The record is from the annotation of a GenBank genome assembly.
AUGUUGCUGCAUCAUACACACAGCCUGGGCCUGAAGAUCCCGGAUUCGGAAGCAACUCGACCAGUCAAACUUCUCAGUGCGUGCACCGGAAGCUUUGCAGAGGGCGUGUGCUUCAAGGAGCUGGGCAUCCCUAUGACAUGUGUCAGUGCCAGUGAGCCGAACCCGAGCUUCCAGAAGUUUGCGCAGGCCAAUCACACAGCUUUGCAUUGGCACUCGACGAUGCAGGAUCAGCUGCAGGGUACGGCCUGUGUGUUGCAUGCUGGUGAAAGCAACAAAUGCCAGAUAGGUGACUGUGACUACAUGGUGAUAGGGAGCCCUUGCAACCCUUUUUCUGUUAUGAGCCCGAAGAGGUUCCAUGAUGGGACUGUGAAAGCACACACAUUGACAGUGCAUACAUUUGGGGAUAUUUGGCGGAUGCUUAUGAAGUUCAACCCGCCGACGGCCACCAUGGAGCAGACAGAGGGCUUUGCGAUGGCAGAGUCGAACAGCGUGACGAAGACUCCGAUGGACCAGCUUGGGCCUCGGAGAGCAUCUGACCUGUCCGAGUCCCGCUGUAAUGACUUUGUCAAUCUUUAG